AUGCCGCCGAAGCAAUCCAGGUCUUUCUCCCGAUCCCUUUCCAACAGCUCCAUCCCCUCCUCCUCUUCUUCGGGCAGCAAGGGCAAGCUGAAACAGAACAAGCUCGAUUUCUCGUUUCACUCUAUUUCAGACGCUUCCAAGCCAGCGACAGGGCCCUCUGGUUCGAGGCCGCUUAGUAGCACUCCUUCGUUCGGGAUCCCCUCCGUUGACCCAUCCCCAGCACAACCCCCGUCAGCGAUUGCGGAGAAGGGAAAGCAGAAGCAAUCACACUCCUGCACCAUCAAGCCAAAAGCGCCUGAACAAGACAAACAAGAUGAGAGCUGCUUAUGGGCGGAAAAGCUUGCCCCUCGCUCCAGCGACCAACUGGCAGUGCAUCCUAAAAAGGUGGCUCAAGUUCGAUCUUGGCUAGCAGAAGCUUUCUCCUCUCGCGCUGCAACGGUCAAAUAUCGCAAAGUCUUGACGCUUACAGGUCCAGCAGGCGCAGGCAAGUCUUCCACCGUACGGGCACUAGCAACUGCACCCGAUCUCGACUUUGAUAUAUUGGAGUGGCAGAACGAUCAACCUGCAUUCGAUCCUUCCAAUCCUGCGCCUUCUUUCAUCGAGCGAUUCGCCGAUUUCCUUUGCAAAGCUGCAAAGUUUCCAACUCUCGACCUAAAGCCGCCAUCCAAUGGCAGAAGUAAUUCAGCUUCAUCGUCGCUGCUCCCUCUCGACGAGAUCCCGAGCUCGGCGAAGCGCAAUAGGCUGAUUCUGCUCGAAGAUUUGCCCAAUCUACACCAUCUGCCGACUAAGCAGCUCUUUCAGGCAGCUAUCGAGCAGUACAUUCGGCAAUCUACCCAUCUUACCUCUCGUGGCUCUGCAAAUGUACCCAUCCUGCUAAUUGUGACGGAGAGCACACCGAGAGAGGACGAGGAUAGGUGGGUGGCUGAUGCGUCUAGUAGCAACUGGCAGCAGAGGAUUGCUUCGAUUAUCGAUACCCGUAGUGCCUUGGGAGAGGCGAUUAGGAACGAUCCGGCGUAUGCAGAGGUAAGGUUUAACCCGGUUGCACCGACAAUUAUUAUCAAGGCUUUGAAGAGGGCGAUCGAACAAGCUCCUCCUGGGUCAGGGAGAGUGCUUGCGAAAGGCAUGCUGAUGGAAUUGCUUCAAGCGGUGGCCGAAGAUUCCAAUGGGGAUCUCAGGGCUGCCGUUAAUUGUCUCCAGUUUGUUGGCAUCAAUCGCGGCUUGUUACAUGCAGCUGCAGGGGCCAAGGGGCGCAAGACAGGCAAGAAGGGAGCAACGCAAGAAGAGAGGAGCAACAUUACGAGGAAACUCAUACCCCUUGUGUCUGGUAGAGAAAGCUCCUUGGCUCUCUUCCACGCUUUAGGUCGCGUCUUGUAUAACAAAAGAGAAGGCGAUCCAAACGAUCAAGGUCCGCCGAUCAAGCGCGCUAUAAACCAAGAAGCGUAUAGCGACUCAGAAGACGACGACGCUAAUAACAGUUCGGAAGCAGGCAACUCGCUUCAACGAGACAUCAAAACCGCCAUCCGCUCCUUUAUCCCUCCUUCCACCUCGCACGAUACCGGCGAAAGGCUGCCAGAACACAUGUCGCAUCUCUUUCGUCGACAAUCUCGAGUAUCAGUCGACCAGCUUUGGGCUGACCUCCCAGUCGAUUCUUGCGUCUUUCAGCUUUACCUUCACGCCAAUUUCCCUCAAUUCUGUGACGAGGCGGAGGAAUGCGAGAGUAUAUUGGAAGCUUUUAGUGCUGCAGAUGCGCUAAUGCCGAGGCACGAGCAGUAUCUGCAUUCCAGCGUUGUCGCUUACUACUCGUUCCUAGUCUCUGUAAGGGCAACAUUGCUGGCGCUGCCAAGUCCAGUGAAGCGGAGAGCCCAGAAGCUCGGCAAAACGGCUUGGUGGGACGUUCAGAAGAAGCUCAGAGGCAUGAUGGGUGAUGUUCAAGAUGUGAAAUCUGCCUAUACACCCGGGUUGAAAUCCUCUAGCGGUGCAGGAGGUGACGGAGAGGCGAGUAGCUUGAAGAGGAUUAAGUUCAACAAUCCUUCCUUUGCUUCAGAUGCCGAUGCCGAUGCCGGGUCUGUAGAUGCCUCGGCUUCAAUAGGACCAGCUUCAUUGGUAACGAGAAGCAACACGGUUACAUUAGUCACUGAGAUCUUGCCAGCACUGGCAAAGAUCCAGCUGAGAGCGGGAACGGAUGACAAGGUGCAUGAGCUAGCAAGAAUGCGAUUCGAAUAUCCCGGGGUCGCAGAUAUCGCUUCCAGACAGCUGGACCAACACGAAACGGGCCUCCUGGACAACGAGGAUGACGAAGAAGCUCAUCCAGCUAUGCUUACGGAAGAAAAGACCGGCAAGAGGAAAGCAGUGCAACUGCAGAAACAGCACAAGAUAGCAGCAGUGGACGAGCAAGAGGACAAGUUGAUCCUUAGUGAUGACGACAUCGCUGAUUUCUAG
Ustilago hordei is the source of this 2439-nucleotide messenger RNA. RefSeq lists its product as uncharacterized. Gene Ontology annotation, molecular function: chromatin binding. The coding region runs from base 1 to 2439 and encodes 812 amino acids. Lineage: Eukaryota; Fungi; Basidiomycota; Ustilaginomycetes; Ustilaginales; Ustilaginaceae. Gene Ontology annotation, biological process: mitotic DNA replication checkpoint signaling; DNA damage checkpoint signaling; DNA repair. The transcript has a single exon. The record is from RefSeq and is a predicted model, not a curated record.